UUGAAACCUGAGGUUAAAAAUUGAUGGAAAAAGGGUAGAGCUGAGAAAGAGAAGGGAACCCAAAAACAAGAACUUCUUCCUCUCACUAGGGUUUCUUCCAACUUUCUCUUGUUUUUCACUCUUUUGGUUACAUUCGAGCAGUGACCCAGAAAAGAGAGAUCAGCUUGUUUUCUCAGAGAAGAAGAAGAGAAAAUAGAAGCAUAUAUACAAAUAUACACGCUUUAGAUAUUGAGAUACAUAUAUUUAUAUAGAAAUAAAGGAGGGAGAGGUUUGAUUUUGUUUGUGCUUUAUAAUUAUAUAGGGAUAUGGGAAGGGGAAGAGUGGAGCUGAAGAGGAUAGAAAACAAGAUAAACAGGCAGGUGACUUUUGCAAAGAGGAGGAAUGGAUUGUUGAAGAAAGCUUAUGAACUCUCUGUGCUCUGUGAUGCUGAGGUUGCUCUCAUCGUCUUUUCUAACCGUGGCAAGCUCUAUGAGUUCAGUAGCAUCUCUAACAUGCUCAAGACCCUAGAAAGGUAUCAAAAGUGCAGCUAUGGUGCAGUGGAAGUGAAUAGACCCGCCAAGGAGCUGGAGAGCAGCUACAGGGAGUACUUGAAACUGAAAGGUAGAUUUGAAUCCCUGCAACGAACUCAGAGGAACCUUCUUGGGGAGGAAUUGGGGCCUCUGAACACCAAGGAACUUGAGCAGCUUGAGCGUCAAUUAGAGUCAUCACUGAAGCAAGUUAGGUCCACUAAGACCCAGUUUAUGCUUGAUCAGCUUUCUGAUCUUCAAAAAAAGGAACAGUUGUUGCUUGAAGCUAACAGAGCUUUGGCAAUGAAGCUGGAUGAGAUCAGUGCAAGCAAUAACCUCAGAUCAUCAUGGGAAGGAGGUGAGCAAAGCAUGUCAUAUGGGCAGCAGCAUCCUCAAUCUCAGGAGCUAUUCCAGCCAUUAGAAUGCAAUCCCACAUUGCAAAUAGGGUACAAUCCUGUAGGAACAGACCAGAUGAGUGACACCACUCAUAGCCAGCAAGUGAAUGGUUUCAUCCCUGGAUGGAUGCUUUGAGUUUUGUGGUUUGCUAUUAUUGCCUUAUUUCUCAUAAGGCUUAGGUGAUAUGCUUUUGCAUUCCUGGUGUUUAUAUGGACAUUUAAAAAAAAAGAAAAAAAGAAAAGAAGAAACGCAUCAGUGGGUGAAUCUGAGCUUCAGAGGACUAUGAAGCCUUUAGCCAUGGACUGAAAGGCAUGUAAGAUAAAUAUUGCUAAAACUCCUUUGUUAUCUCUCUAUUCUUCAUCAAUAAUUUUCUUAUACA
Molecule: messenger RNA, 1281 nt
Organism: Manihot esculenta (cassava)
Lineage: Eukaryota; Viridiplantae; Streptophyta; Magnoliopsida; Malpighiales; Euphorbiaceae
Product: agamous-like MADS-box protein MADS2
Exons: 8
Coding region: 306-1037 (243 amino acids)
Biological process (GO): positive regulation of transcription by RNA polymerase II
Cellular component (GO): nucleus
Molecular function (GO): protein dimerization activity; DNA-binding transcription factor activity, RNA polymerase II-specific; RNA polymerase II cis-regulatory region sequence-specific DNA binding
Source: RefSeq, a predicted model, not a curated record